AUGGACAUCUUCCUGGGGAAAGUGACCCAGCAGGCUAUGAACUAUGCCAUCCGUUCCGGAGUCACCAUCACGGCAUCCUACGCCAUCAGGCAAUCAGCCAAACUACUCAACAACACACCCAAAAGCAACGUCCGAGAUGAGUUGUACGCGUUGCAACAACGACUGCAGCAUAAAAUACGCAUAGUCUCUCCAGCAAUCGACAUGAUUGAGCUGAUUGCAGCGCGAGGAAACACGUCUCUGGAAUCUGCUGUGGCCCUUACCAAGGAGCUGCGUCUGGAGAUACAGUCUCUAGGACAACGACUCGCCAAAGCGGCGGAUGCUUCUGAGCAAGCUUUCAGGAAGACCAGCAAACUCAGCAGCCAGGCGAGAGUUCAGAACGAGGCAGAGUUGACCUUGAUCGUCAAGGACAUCAAAAAACUGCUCGAGAGGAUUGAAGAUGCCGUUCCUUUGAUCAAUCUCGCCAUCACUACUUCAGGUGCAAGCCUGUCAACAUCACUACCUCAAUCUGUCUCCCCCUCACGACUGCUACAAGCCAGCACUUUCCUCACGGCAGGCGAUACUCAGUAUUCCCUCUCACCAAGUCAGGCUGUGCAAAUCGGCCCAACCUUCACUCUGACUGUUUACAUGCUCUUUGCUGGCCAUGAUCGACCCCAGAAUGAGGAAGAAAUCCGAGAAACAACUUGGAAGGAGGUCCUUCAUAAAGCAAAAGUCAAGCUCCGACGUAUUCCCCUCGACGUCGUGCUUGGGACCGGAUCUGGAUCUGAUGCCAUUCCUUCCGCCGAAAUCUCCACCUUCUCAGCAGUGCCAAACACAGACACUGGCUUGCCUGGCUCGGCACCAAGCAUCCGCGCAGAUGCGCGAGCGGAUGAAUACGCCUACCAAAUGGUGAUCAUUGAAGACUUUGACGACGACCGUGUUCACGACUUUGAAGACGACCAGGCUCGCCCGGGCCCGUUUGACGAUGUCAGACUCGCUGGGAUCCGGGAGAUCAUCCCCGUGCACGAGAUUUCUAAGAUAUUCUAUGCGGAUACGAGCAAGGUCUUGAACAUUGGCACUGACGCGGAGAGUAAUCACCCGGUCUUAUUGUUGAAGCGAGACCUGCACGCCAUCCCACCAAGACGGAUGGCGGAGAGGGAAGGCCCGCUGGGGAUUGCAGAAACUGGUGAAGACGGGGAGCAACUCCAAGACCUCCUAGUAGAGGCACAGGAGAAGCUGCAGGAAGAGCAAUAUCUCGAAGACCAUAUCGAGGAUCCCUGGCGCUUUCCACCGUCACUCGACCCCGAAUGGAUCGCAUUCGAGGUGUACACCGAAUCUGAACCAAGCGAUACUGAAUCCGACAUUGAAGGAGAAUCCGCCGACAACACCCGUACCAAGGACGAUUGCCCGCCUCAACUCACGGACGCAAUGGCAAACAUGCACGUUACACCGUCCGCCCAGCCUCCACCACAAUCUACUGCCCCCCCGUGGGCCAAUUCCAUCCGGACGUCUUUGUCGCUGCUCGAACUCCUUCUCCGCCUCACCUCCCUACAACAGUUCCAACAGCAGUCGCACCUCUCAAUCACCGACGAACUGCUCACCUUCUUCCUGGAAGAGAGCGCGUCGACGGGCGCAGGAGGUGACGAGAGGUACCGGCAGGCGCUGAGGGCCGAUGCGAGGCGACGGGUCGGGUGGGAUCCGUACGACGAAAGCCCCGUCAAGAGGAGGGGCGAAGACUACCAGUAUCAGAGCGGGUUCUACGAGGGCAGCACGGGUCUGAGGAGUCCGCCGAGCGCGAACGCGCGCAGUGCCUCUGGAGAUGGGCCAUGGGUGAUGAGUCCGCCGAGAAGUGCGGGUGAAAAUGUCAAUGGACGUCGACCGGUCGCAACAAUGUCGCCCAGCCCGUCACCUGUGCCCUCGCUGUCGCCGAUACAGACCCCUGGAAAGGCCGGAAGGGCUGGGUGGCUGAGGAGAGACGGCGGCGAUGGAAGUAGGAAAGGGAGUCCACUUCGCCCGCAGACCGCAAUCACGGACGAGGGGAUCGGGACGAGUCCUGCGAGUGCAACGAACAUGGCUUGA
This is a messenger RNA of Fonsecaea erecta, 2055 nucleotides long. RefSeq lists its product as hypothetical. Gene Ontology annotation, cellular component: nucleus; cytoplasm. The record is from RefSeq and is a predicted model, not a curated record. The coding region runs from base 1 to 2055 and encodes 684 amino acids. Lineage: Eukaryota; Fungi; Ascomycota; Eurotiomycetes; Chaetothyriales; Herpotrichiellaceae. The transcript has a single exon. Gene Ontology annotation, molecular function: GTPase regulator activity.